This is a messenger RNA of Penicillium longicatenatum, 2151 nucleotides long. RefSeq lists its product as uncharacterized. Gene Ontology annotation, biological process: regulation of DNA-templated transcription; DNA-templated transcription. Gene Ontology annotation, molecular function: zinc ion binding; DNA-binding transcription factor activity, RNA polymerase II-specific; DNA binding. NCBI's taxonomy places the organism in Eukaryota, Fungi, Ascomycota, Eurotiomycetes, Eurotiales, Aspergillaceae. The record is from RefSeq and is a predicted model, not a curated record. The transcript is spliced from 4 exons. Bases 1 to 2151 code for a protein of 716 amino acids.
AUGCCGCCGGAUCGCACUCGGGGGGGUCAAACCCCGACAUCCCAGACCAAGUCUCAACGUACUCUGGCAUGUGUGAACUGCUACCAGCGCAAAGUGAAAUGCGAACGAAAAUUUCCCUGUGCAAAUUGUCUCAAGCAGUGCAUACAAUGCGAACCAGCGACACAAACCCGUCCCAGAAAACGUCGUUUCCCUGAGCGGGAGCUCUUGAAUCGUCUUCACAAGUACGAGGAUCUGCUGCGAAAGCACAAUGUGAAGUUUGAUCCGCUUCAUAAAGAUCCAGGUACCACAGCUGAUGAAGGUGGUGAGUCCUCUGAGGGGGAGCAACAGUCUCAAUCACGUCAUUCAUCUCCUGCCCGCAAAAGGCCAGAAAAUGCAUAUGAGCCCAAGAACAUAUGGCAGGCCAUGAGUCAAGGGGUUCGUCAUGGCAAUAGAAAGCAAUGUCCUGCAAGUGAGGGUCUACGGGAAGCUAUGGUCAGAAUUUCAUGGGACCAAUGCUUUGAAAAUGAUGAUCAUAUCAUCCUCGGCUCUCAAAAGACAUCUGUUGAUCUUGUGACCAUGCACCCUGAACCGGUCCAUAUCAUCCGGUUGUGGCAGUUAUAUCUUGACAAUGUAAAUCCACUGUUCAAAGUAACACAUACGCCAAGCCUUCAGGGAAAAAUCAUCGAGGCUGCUACCAAUACUAUGAGUAUUGAGCCUAACCUUGAAGCCCUCCUUUUUAGCAUAUAUUGCAUGGCUAUCCAAAGCCUCACUGAGGAGACUUGUCAAUCGACAUUUAGGUUUUCGAAGGCUGACCUUUUGACAAAGUAUCAAUUUGGAUGCCAACAAGCUUUGCUUAAUUGCCAAUUCUUGCGAACUGAUAAUCGAACGUGCUUGACGGCCUUGUUCCUUUUCCUGCUUUCACUCCAGUCGAACACAAAUCCUCAGUCCCUUUCGUCAUUACUUGGAAUGGCAAUCCGAAUUGCCCAGCGUAUGGGAAUUCAUUGUGAAACUUUCUUGGCUAAGUUAAGCGUCUUCGAGGCGCAAAUGAGCCGCAGACUGUGGUGGUCCCUUGUAUUGCUUGAUGCUCGCAUUAGCGAGCUCGCAGGGGCCAAAACAUCCACUCUGAACCCUACAUGGAACUGCAAGCCCCCUUUAAACAUCAACGACUCAGAUAUUUGGAUGGAGAUGAAAGAGCCACCCGCGGUUCAGGGCAAAGCGACCGAAGCAGUAUUCACAGUCCUGCGCAGCGAAUUGGCCAACUAUAUUCGACAUUCCCCAUUUCAUCUCGAAUUUUUGAAUCCAGCCUUAAAGCCAAUUGCAAGGGAACUUCCCAAUGGAGGCGAUGUAGCGACAUUCGAAAAGAGAAUCGAGGAUGAGUAUCUCAAAUACUGCGACGAGGAGAAUCCACUUCAUUCUAUGACUAUGUGGACAAUACGGGCACAUAUUUCAAAAUGCUAUCUUUUGGAGAGAUAUGCGAAAUAUCUUGACUCCUUUGCACCCCCCACCGAUACAGAGAGAGAUGCGUCUGUGGCCCAGGCAUUUCGCCUGCUCGAGUGUGACACGAAGAUUCUUACUUCUUCCCCUACGAAAGGGUAUGCUUGGCUUAUUCAAAUCUACUUCCCAUUUCCGGGAUAUGUCCAUAUCAUCCAGGACCUGAAAAAACGCCCUAGGAGUAAACACACUGAAAAGGCCUGGGAGGUGAUGAAUGAAAACUAUGAGGCGCGAUUUAACUCGUCCACCAGAUCUGAUAGUCUAUUUGCGAUAUUUGCGAGGAAUAUCCUUGAGGCUUGGGAAACACUCGAAACAUCCUACAAACAGUCAGGCGCACAGGUGUCGUCUCCGAAGAUUGUUGUCAGCAUCAAGCAAAAAUUGGCAGAAAUGACUAAGGACAUUCCGACUCCUAACUCUGAGCUGCCAGAUGAUGCUCUAAAUAAUUUGUUGAGUCAGCCAAUGCCUAUACCUAUGGGUAUGGAUAUGGGCGUGGGAACAAGAAUGGGAAUGGGCUUUGGAGACGAUAGUUUGUUAUCUGGUGCGGCUGGGCAAAUUGGAUAUCCUUGGUCAGAUCCAUGGUUAUUAUCUCACAUGCCAGGGCAGCCGCCCAUUCCUCCUGAUAACAAUCAUCUCAAUUGGGUAUCGAUGGUCUGGGGUUUGCAUGAAGCGCGCGGAUGGUGA